Colletotrichum acutatum is the source of this 1437-nucleotide messenger RNA. Its product is annotated as acetyltransferase. NCBI's taxonomy places the organism in Eukaryota, Fungi, Ascomycota, Sordariomycetes, Glomerellales, Glomerellaceae. The record is from RefSeq and is a predicted model, not a curated record. Bases 130 to 942 code for a protein of 270 amino acids. The transcript has a single exon. Gene Ontology annotation, molecular function: acyltransferase activity, transferring groups other than amino-acyl groups.
CCCUCCCCGUCCAUCAUCCCCCCCCCCUUUACAACAUCCUCACCCCGUGCCAAGCCCUUCAAGUCCCCGCACCCGGUGUCCGUCAUUCAUCCCAUCGCCCGAUCCCCAGCGCCAAGCUCCUGCAAAGCCAUGGCAUCCUCCUCAUCCACCACCUCCGCCGCACCGGCACCGGCAACCGCCACGGCACUGACCACAGCAGCGGCCUCCCGUCCCGCCAAAGCCACCGUAACCCUCCGCCCCGCAACACAAGCCGACAUCCCCGCCCUCGCAUCCAUCUCCGACGCAGCCUGCAAAGCAGACUCACACACCCAGCUCAAAGCCUCCAUCCGCGGGGACGACGAUUUCCCCAAGGGCAUGCAAGACGCGCUGAAAGCCUGGAUCGGGCACCCCAAAGUCGACGUCCUUGUCGCCGAAGACGCGACGAGCGGCGGACCUGUGGGAUGGGUCGGGUGGGUGAGACGCGGGUUCGCGGGCGACACUGACCUCCCCCUCGACGGGCCGGAUGAGGAACCCCGGCCCGCAACAUUCUUCACGGAAUCGGAGCAUAAGCAGAAAACGAUAGACGACCUCGGCGAACUAACAAACGCAUCAAUGAACCACUGGGUCAAGCGCUUCAUGCCCGACGGCUGCAAGUGCAGGUUCCUGUGCACCUACGUCGUCCACCCGGAUCACCAGGGCCGCGGCAUCGGCUCAUCGCUGAUGAAGUGGGGCACCGAAAAGGCGGAUCGCGAGCCGGGGGUGUACUGCUGGGUUCAAUCGUCCAUGGGCGGGCAGAAGGCGUUUGAGAGGCAGGGGUUCCGCGAGGUGGGUAGGUUAGAGGCGGAGUUGGAUGAGUUUGCGGGCGGGGUGAAGCCUGGUGGGAAGUUGGCGGGUGUCACGGGGAGUGAGGAGUUUUGGGGGCGGUAUUCGUGGGUUUAUAUGAGGAGGGAUGCGAGGGCGUGAUGCAGACGAUGAUAGAUGUUGAACGAGUCAAGACGCCGUUGUGCGAUGCUUUAUGCUAAGGACCCAAACUGGUCUACACUACAACAAUCCAGCGCUGUGCAUCCAAACUCAUCCCGUGAGAAACGGAGCAUAGUCCGUCUACAACCCCACAAGCUUGCAAAACGUCAUGAGACCCCACGCGCCAGCCAAGGGGUUCAUCAUAUCCUGCACCAUCAUCGAGUCCGAAAUCGCCUCGUUGAAGUCCUUCAUCAUCGGCACCUUGGGCUUCGAGGCCCAAAACUGACGCAUGUACUGGUGUCCGUAGGUCAGGCCCGCGGCGAGCAUGAUGGGGAAGCCGACGGUGAAGAUGCCCAGGCCGCGGGGCACCACGAGGGAGAAGGCGAUGCCGCUGAUGGCGGAGACAAGGCACUGUGGGAGAUGUGGUGUCAGUAUAUCAUGGUUUUAAGUGAGAGUGAGAGUGGGAGUGAGAGUGAGAGUGAGAGUGAGAGUGAGAGU